AUGGCCAGCCGGCGCGUGACGCGCAAGUGGGAAGUGUUCGCGGGGCGCAACCGAUUCUGGUGCGACGGCAGGCUUAUGACCGCGCCCCAUCCCGGCGUCUUCUUACUCACGCUGGCCCUCAUCUGCGGCACUUGUGCGCUGCACUUUGCGUUCGAUUGCCCGUUCCUUGCGGUCCGCGUGUCCGCCGCCGUGCCGGCCGCCGGCGCCGCUCUGGCCGCGACCACGCUGGCCGCGCUGCUGCGCACGGCCCUGUCCGACCCGGGCAUAAUUCCGCGGGCGCCGCCCCACGAGGCCGAGGCGGCCGGCGCCGCGGAGGCCGAGGCGGGAGGUCGGCCGCCUCCGCGUGCUCGCGAGGUCCUCGUGCGGGGUCGCCCCGUCAAGCUCAAGUACUGCUUCACGUGCAAGAUGUUUCGCCCGCCGCGCGCGUCGCACUGCUCGCUGUGCGACAACUGCGUCGAGCGCUUCGACCACCACUGCCCGUGGGUGGGCAACUGCGUCGGCCGCCGCAACUACCGCUACUUCUACCUGUUCGUCGUGUCGCUGUCGUUCCUGUGCGUGUGGGUGUUCGCGUGCGCGGUGGCGCAUCUGGCGCUGCUGGCGCGGGGCGUGGGCGGUGCGGCGGCGGCGCUCCGCCAGAGUCCGGCGUCGGCGUUGGCGGCCGCCGUCUGCUUCCUGUCCGUGUGGUCGGUGCUGGGGCUGGCCGGCUUCCACACGUACCUCGCCUCCGCAGACCGGACCACCAACGAGGACAUCAAGGGCUCGUUCUCUUCGCGUCGCGGCGUCCAGAACCCGAACCCGUACUCGCGGGCCAACGCCUGCGCCAACUGCUGGCACGUGCUGUGCGGCCCUCUCGCGCCCAGCCUCAUAGACCGACGCGGCGUAGUCCCGCCCGACGGCCACGACCUGCCGCCGAGCUUCGCGGCGGCGUCGCGUUCGCCGCCCGCCACGUUCGUCGUCUUGCCCGUCGCGCCGCUCCCCGCUCCGAUCUCAGCGCCGCCGAGACCCCGAGACGCGGCCCGCGCUCUCCAGGCGACGCCGCCGGAGGCGAAAGGUUCGUCGUCGGGCAGCUACACGAACCUGUUCGCGCUGGGCGAGGAGGCGAGACACGCCUACACGAACCGCUCGCUGGAGGCGGGCGACACGGGCGCGGGGUGCGCGGGGAGCGAGGCGAGCGAGGCGGCCGAGGCUGGGCUGAGCGCGUCCCGCCUGCGGCUGCUGCUGCACACCACGAUGAUCGAUGCCGCCCUGGACCUGGACGACCCCGACCCUCCGCCGCCGCACCUCGCGCUCGCCCCGUGA
Molecule: messenger RNA, 1299 nt
Organism: Pieris macdunnoughi
Lineage: Eukaryota; Metazoa; Arthropoda; Insecta; Lepidoptera; Pieridae
Source: the annotation of a GenBank genome assembly